AUCAUGAUCGCAGAAAGCAUCGGGAGCUCUCCACGGAAGGAGCCGCGUCGUGAUGACCGACAGUGAGCGGAGCUGCAGCCCGUGACGCCCGACGUUUCCUUCAUCCAGCCGGAGUGCACUUCGAGACUAUUCCUCCGAGGCUUCUUCUUCUCUCCAUCUGGGGAAUUGAGAACUUCGGGGGGAGCAGACCGCUGCAGGCGGAGGAUAAACGGACCCACGGAUAGGUGUCCGCCGGCCGGCUGCGCGUCUUUCUGCGGCGCGCAAAGCGGAGCUGCUGGAAGUCUUCCCGUCCCGCCUCACUAGUCCAGUCCUCCCCCCUUCCCCGAACCCUUUGACCGGGCGUCCCGAACACGACCAAAAUGGUUCUCCUGGGGUUCCUGCUCGCUCUUCUCCUCCCAGGUGUGAUACUCUCCACAUCCCAGAUAUUCCCCUUCCUAGCUCCUGUGACCGACUGUGUUGAAGCUCACCGCGUGUGCUCCACUGACCCGCAGUGUGAGGCGCUGUACCGAGGCUUGGAGCUGUGCGCGGUCGAUGCAGCAGUCGCACCGCUAGGGGAGCAAGAAGCAUCUGAGUGCCUGGAGAGACAGGACACCCUGUUGGCCAAACACCCGUCACUUCUGGCCUGCAAGUGCCAGCGUGGCUUCAGGAAGGAGGAGCGGUGCCUCCGCAUAUACUGGAGGGUUCGCCUCCUGCCAGGAAGGGAGGAACUGGAAAUAUCACCCUAUGAUGACUCCAUGAUUGACUCUCGCAUGGCCUCUUUAGUGUCCAGUUCAUCCUUCAUGCAGCUGGAUGGUGAGAACCAGUGCCUGAAAGCAGCACAGGACUGCGGCCUGUAUGAGAAGUGCGGUGCUCUUCGAUCAGAAUAUGUGUUGGCCUGCACAAAGCCAAUACCCAACACCAGUCGAUGCAACCAGUACAAGUGCCACCGGGCCCUCAGGCGCUUCCUGGAGCGGGUACCAGAGGAAUACAGCCUGGGUGUCCUGUUCUGCCCCUGUACCAACACCCUGUGUGGAGAGAGGAGGAGGAAAACCAUCGUACCCUCCUGCUCUUACCAGGAUGCAGAGAGUCUGCAGCCUAACUGCCUCCACCAGCAGAGCUUCUGUCGCCGAGACGACCUGUGCAGGUCCAGGCUUGCUGAUUUCCUCAGUAACUGCCAACCAUCUCAUCUGACAGCCAGCAGAUGUUUGAAAGACUCAACAGGCCUCUGCCUCCGAGCCUAUGCUGGGCUUAUAGGAACCAUCAUGACUCCCAACUACAUCAGCAACAACUCUGCUGAGGUGUCGCUGUGGUGCAACUGUGAGGGCAGUGGCAACCAGUGGCAGGAAUGUCUGCGGCUGCAGCGCCUUUUCACCCACAACAGCUGCCUACGGAACUCCAUCAGCUGGAUGGGAAGCCCCGGAUCGCUGCCCUCUGACCCCACUCCGCCCCCCGCUCCCAGACCGUCUCCACUGGUCCAGAAGGAUGAGCUGCUGAACAGAAACCACCUGCCUGAGCUCAACAAUGAUGUGGUCGAGAGUGAGGAAGAGGAGGAGUUGACACAGACGGUGGAAGAGGAGGAGGCUGAUGAAGGUGGCCAGUUUGAUGUGAUCCCUCUGUACUCGGAGAGGGCCACCGUCUCCAACCUGGGCUCAUCUGAAGCAGGGGGCGCUGCAGCGCGCAGCGCCAGCCCCACUAAACCAGUACUGUUGCUCCUUCUGCUCAUAACUACUGCCCACAGCUGGGGGUAGAACAAUAUAUAGAAGAUACACACACACACAUAUACACACUCAUACAUGUACACACUCACAUCAAAUGGUUCCGCAAAUAACACUGGUCUGAUUGCUGAAAAGGUUCAAGAAAUAGUAGGAAGAAAUGAACUUUGCUUUUCUUUGUCAGAAGCAUCUUCUUGGUUCUUGACUCCUGUCUUUGUUUUCAUUCUUCAGUCCAAACAUGACAAAUGGCACUUUUUAUUUAUUUGGCUCUGACUGGAGUCACUGGGGGUGCAGGGGGUUCCACAUGCUACCUAUAACCAGUCAGCAUACUUUAAUAUGUAUUUGUUUGAAGUGCUUAAAUUAUACAUCAGAAAUCUGAUGAUGCGUAAGCAAAUAGCCAAAACAAAGUGUUCACAAAAUGUCUACCUCCAGCACUGGCAAUUUGAAAACAUGGAACAUCAUUAAACAUGAACCCAGUGUUUCUAUGGAACUGCAGAAUAAUGUGGGAAUAAGGGAAGUGCUUGAAAAUGGGUAGAAAAAUUUAAAGGUUUGCAUGGGGCGAGUUAUUUAUUUGAAAUCAGCACAUUUUGUAAAUUGGCCCUGGUAUUUAAGUAAUUAUCAUUCUGUUUUACAGUGUAAAUGCUAGAAUACCAGGCAGGGUGUAAUCAUGUGCGGAGCUAUCUCUCCGCUCCCCCAAAUGUAGUAGAACAUGGAAGUCUGCAUCGGGGAAAUCACUUUUGAACUCCUUAAAAUUAUGGCUUUUAAUUCCAAAAUGGGAGCCUCUGUAUUCCACUCAGCUGAGCAGGACGCCUGUGGGGCGAGUUAAACUAUCUGCUUCUGUGAGACCAAAAACAGAAAAAUGAAACCCCACAGGAAAAGGACUUGUUAUGUGUCCAUCCAAUUGUCAUGUGACUUUUGAGAAAACUUUUAAAUUAAGAAACACAAAAUAGACAUGGAUGUAGAAAUAUUUCAGAGUUUCGUGCCUCUCGUAAGGCACAGACCUACCAGUAGAUGGGAUGGUCAGAAUGUACUUGGCAAACAUGUUUCCAUCUGCCUUUGCUCAUUAAGUCUUUUUCAAACACCACAAUAUUAAAAGUUUGCAAAAUUAUGGAAGUUAUUUAGAAAUUUGCCGUUUUUGUUAAAUACAAUACUUCAAACAAAAACAAAAAACAUUGAUGGAUAUGCCACAACAGUCAAAAUAGGACUUAUUAGGAUCACUUCUAGAGGUAGUUAGUUGUACUGGAUGUAUUUAGAGGUAUCAGAGUAAAGGUGGCCAAAGAACGCAUAACAGUUUCAGAUCUUUAGUUAAAAAUAUUUUUUUUUUGUAUGAAAGCUGGAUUGGUUGGGAAGACCUACUGAUACUGUCUGUCUGAGAAGUUGUUUUUGUCCAUCCCAAAAUGUAUGGAAUAAAAAACACGUGAAAACUCAGUCAAAUAUUGUCAUAUCUUUAGUGUAGAAUUCAUUUAUUCCACUGCAUAAGAUAUUUUAAUUUAUUAAUUUUGAUUAAUUAUUUACAUUGACAAGAUACGAAUUUUGAUGCAAUAAAUCACCGUUUUCUUUUUACAUACAGAAGUUUCAAGUGUUUGUAUUCAUGUGUUUAUGUUACGACCAGGAAUCUGACACACAAGCGACAGCCGCUAACCGCAGACGAAGCCGCUUCGCCUGGCCCAACGGGGUUUCCAUUUUUGCUUCAAAAACCGAUCUGAUUGGACGCUUUUAAAGACUAUUGUUGUGUUCAAGUUUUGCUAAAGGAGUUAGCCUAUCAACAAAGCUAUUCAAUCCUAAAAUAGCAUCUCAAAGCUAAACAUGUAGCCGCAGCAGAUGCUAACGCUAAUGUCAACAUCUCCCUAAGCUCCAUGAAUGAUCAGGAGUUCCUGAAAUUGAUAGAAUAACACUUUGCUCCAAUUUGAUGGCUAGAGAAUGUAAACAACAAAUUAAAACCUAUAAAUAUAUUUGUUGUUGAGCUCACAUGUUUAUUUAUUCUGUAAUUUAGCAGCAAAAAGGGGUUUCUGAUGUGAAAUGUUAACUGUUUUGUCAACAUAUAGUUUUCAAUUAAAAUGCAAUUAAUUAACUACACACCCUGGAAUUUGAAAUUUGAAUCCAGUCCCACCACUAGUUUAAAUUUAUGCAGAUGAGUCAGUAAGUGAGGAACUGGUGCAAACUGGUUUAAGUGGUUGCAUGUGAAAACCYCACAGCUUCAGUCAGAGCCUGUUGUUGGUCCCACUGGGUGUGAAUGGGUCACCCUGACCAGGACUGAGAGGGACAUGGUCACGAGGGGGUUACUGCUCAUGAACUUUGUUGCAGUGAUAUUCUGCGUUCUCUUGACUCUCCAGCCAGCAUGAGUGACAGAUGCUCAGUGUGUGGUGAACGUAAGGCAGCAGGUUGGGGAUCUGUGUGUGUUUGGGCGCAAGCAUCAGGCAUCAAACAUGCAAAUGUCCUUUGUUAUUAUUCGACUCAAGCACUUCAUCACUCCCACCCACGUCAGCACUGCAAAAAAAAAAGAUGCAUACACACACAUUUGCACACACACUGCACCCCCCCAUCCCCACCCCACCCCUCACACAUUCAGCCGAUGCAGCUCUUUCUGGCUUUAUUGCUCUAUUCCUGUCCCCGUCGUCCUCCCAGGUGAUGCAGGACCGGGGCCCCGGCCGCUACAGGCGCCGAUAUGAAUUAAGCCGUCAUAAUAAAAACAAUACACAAGAAAUAAUAUGAGCUCUAAAAUAAAAUGGCAGAACAAAUCAAAUUGCUCCCCAGCAGGCAAAAAAAAAAACAAAAAAACAUACAGAAUUAAAAAAAACUCACUUCUGACAAAGACUGAGACACAGUAAAGGGAACGGAAAAGAGAGAUAUGAAGGAGAAAUUAAGAAA
This is a messenger RNA of Poecilia reticulata (guppy), 4559 nucleotides long. RefSeq names its product GDNF family receptor alpha 3 (gene gfra3). Gene Ontology annotation, molecular function: signaling receptor activity. The record is from RefSeq and is a predicted model, not a curated record. Lineage: Eukaryota; Metazoa; Chordata; Actinopteri; Cyprinodontiformes; Poeciliidae. Gene Ontology annotation, cellular component: signaling receptor complex; external side of plasma membrane. Gene Ontology annotation, biological process: nervous system development.